GUGCCCCGCGGGCAGAGCUCUGCGCCGGCUGACCCCCGCGUCGCUGGCUGUGUCCUCUGGGCGCGCUCAAAGCCCGGCGGCAGUCUGCACUUGGCCUCGAUGUCAGGCUGCGGCGUCGGGCGGGGCGGCGGCAGGGCCUUUCCGGGCCUUUCUUGCGGGGAGCCCCGCUCUCCCCGCCUCCAGCAUCCGCCCGGGGGCCGGGCAGGCGGGCGGGCGGGGCCCCAGCCGAGGCGCUGAGCCCGGGCAGGGAGCAGCAGCUUUUGCUGCGCCAACGCUGAGGCCGGAAGCUCCGCUCGCCCCUGGUGUCCGCACCUAACCAGGCCCUUAUCACUCACACCUAGACCACUGCACGAGACUCUAAAACGACUUCCAGAACAGCCUGAUCCAGCGUGAAGAUGACCCCACUGGCCACUGUGGUAUCUGGCCCCCGGGCCCGGCUCUUUGCCUGCUUCCUCAGGCUGGGCACUCAGCAGGCUGGCCCACUUCAGCUGCACACAGGGGCCGGCCUUUCAGCCAAGAACCACUAUGAAGUGCUGGUACUAGGUGGGGGCAGCGGUGGGAUCACCAUGGCUGCUCGCAUGAAGAGGAAAGUGGGUGCAGAGAAUGUGGCCAUUGUUGAGCCCAGUGAGAGACAUUUCUACCAGCCAAUCUGGACACUGGUGGGUGCUGGUGCCAAACAGUUAUCCUCAUCAGGCCGUCCCACUGCGAGUGUGAUACCAUCUGGAGUAGAAUGGAUCAAAGCCAGAGUGACUGAGCUGAACCCAGACAAGAACUGCAUCCACACAGACAAUGGCAAAGAGAUCUCCUACAAAUAUCUUAUUAUUGCUCUUGGAAUCCAACUGGACUAUGAGAAGAUUAAAGGCUUACCUGAAGGUUUUGAGCAUCCCAAAAUCGGGUCCAAUUACUCAGUGAAGACAGUAGAGAAGACAUGGAGAGCUUUGCAGGACUUCAAGGAGGGCAAUGCCAUCUUCACCUUCCCAAAUACCCCUGUGAAGUGUGCUGGGGCCCCCCAGAAGAUCAUGUAUUUGUCAGAAGCCUACUUCAGGAAGACGGGAAAGCGAUCCAAGGCCAAUAUCAUCUUCAACACUUCCCUGGGAGCAAUUUUUGGGGUUAAGAAGUAUGCUGCUGCCCUUCAGGAGAUCAUUCAGGAGCGGAACCUCACUGUUAACUACAAGCAAAACCUCAUCGAAGUCCGAGCCGAUAGACAAGAGGCUGUUUUCGAGAAUCUGGACAAACCUGGAGAGACCCAAGUGAUUUCAUAUGAAAUGCUUCAUGUGACGCCACCAAUGAGCCCGCCAGAUGUCCUCAAGACCAGUCCCGUGGCUGACGCUGCUGGUUGGGUGGAUGUGGAUAAAGAAACUCUGCAGCACAAGAAAUACCCCAAUGUGUUUGGGAUUGGGGACUGCACUAACCUUCCCACGUCAAAGACCGCCGCUGCCGUCGCUGCCCAGUCAGGAAUACUUGACAGAACGAUUUCUCUGAUUAUGAAGAAUCAAACACCGACAAAGAAGUAUGAUGGCUACACCUCGUGUCCCCUGGUGACUGGCUACAACCGGGUGAUUCUUGCGGAGUUUGACUACAAUGCUCAGCCGCUGGAGACCUUCCCCUUUGACCAGAGCAAAGAGCGACUUUCCAUGUACCUCAUGAAGGCCGACCUGAUGCCUUUCCUGUAUUGGAAUGUGAUGCUAAGGGGUUACUGGGGAGGACCAGCCGUUGUGCGGAAGUUGUUUCAUCUGGGUAUGAGUUAAGGAUGGCUCAACCCUUGCUCUCCGUGGAUGGCUUCUGAACCCAAAUCACAGUCGUUGAUUGACCAAGAGCAGCAUGAAGAACUUCAAACCUAACCCUGUGCUAAGAGUUUACUGCUGGAUGAUGGUGACCAAAUGCCUCCCUUUUCAGUGCCUCUGGACAGCCACCAUGUGGUCUCCCCAGGAUGAGUUUGAUUCUUUGGAAAUACUCAAAUGAAAGAUUAGAUUUCUAUUUUUUAAAUAAAAGCUUGCCAUUGAUUGAGA
Hyaena hyaena (striped hyena) is the source of this 2009-nucleotide messenger RNA. RefSeq names its product sulfide quinone oxidoreductase (gene SQOR). Gene Ontology annotation, molecular function: sulfide:quinone oxidoreductase activity; FAD binding. Lineage: Eukaryota; Metazoa; Chordata; Mammalia; Carnivora; Hyaenidae. Gene Ontology annotation, cellular component: mitochondrion. The coding region runs from base 396 to 1748 and encodes 450 amino acids. The record is from RefSeq and is a predicted model, not a curated record. The transcript is spliced from 11 exons.